ACUGCACACAGAAUUCAACUUUGACAAACCUAACCACAAACCCUCACCUCCACUAUAUCCACCAAUCUCUCUCCCUUUAUACUAUAAAAAAUCAAGCACCUAAUAAACCAUAGAAGCUUAGUUAGAUGUGAUACUCUCUCUCUACAUGGGGUGGUGCUCAAAAUUAGGGUACACAAACAGUAGAAAAUGUCAGGCUUCUUCACACUAGGAGGAAAAGAUCAAGAACAAGAUCAAGCAAGCCAAGAGAACAGCCUGUUUUUGUUCAAAAACGAAGAGAUCUACAACAAGGGUUUCGAGCUAUGGCAACAAUACUACCAACUUCACCAACAACAAAAGACUCAGCUCCAAGAUGUGGAUCUCUCUCUAGUUGGUGGCUCAGCUUCUAAUUACUCAUCAACCAGAAGAACCAAUGAUAAUGAUCACACGUUUCUCUACAGAUCAUCUUCUUCUUCAGGAUUUGGGCUUCACAUGAGACAAUCCGGAGUUCUCGGAAACAAUAAUAAUAAUAGUAAUAAUAUGAUCGGUGGUGGGGGCAGUAGUGUUAAUUGUCAAGAUUGCGGAAACCAAGCGAAGAAGGAUUGUGUGCACAUGAGGUGCAGGACUUGUUGUAAGAGCCGAGGGUUUCAUUGCCAGACGCAUGUCAAGAGCACUUGGGUUCCGGCAGCUAAGAGACGCGAGAAGCAGCAGCAAUUGCAGUUAUCUUCGUCUUUGCAACAGCCGCAACAGGAUCAUGAGCCGCAAGAGCAGAAUCAGUUCAGUUUGAUGAGAGGAGCUCAUCAAUCGAAGCGGACAAGAGAAAAUCCACUCCCUUGCACUCGUUUGCAAAACCACAAUUCAGAAGUGGGACAAUUUCCAGCAGAAAUAACGUCAUCAGCCGUGUUUCGAUGCGUAAACGUGAGAGCAAUGGACGAUGCGCAGGAGCAAUAUGCGUAUCAAGCAGCGGUAAACAUCGGAGGGCAUGUCUUCAAGGGACUUCUCUACGAUCAAGGCCCCGAAAGCCGUUACGUCGGGGCUGGUGAAAACUCUACCACCAGUGGCGCAGCACAACAAUCCCUUAAUCUCGUCACCACGGCCGCUACUACCACUAAUCCACCAGGAGUGACGUGGCUUGACUCGUCGACUACUUAUCCAACUCCUCUCAAUGCUUUCAUGGCGGGUACUCAGUUCUUCCCACCCCCCAGGCCUUAAAAAUGCACAAAUCGAUAGCACCUAAUUAUUCAUUACAUUCCGUAUUUCCGUCGUUGAUUUAUAUAUUUCUUAAUCUAACAAAUCUUUGAUUAAACAUUCUUGUUAUAAUUGCUAAUCAAUGAUGUUGUUUUGUUAGUAGUAAACUAUUCCAUUAAAUAACCAGAUAAUUACAAUUUUUGGUGUAGAUUAAUUUCUUGA
Molecule: messenger RNA, 1386 nt
Organism: Daucus carota subsp. sativus
Lineage: Eukaryota; Viridiplantae; Streptophyta; Magnoliopsida; Apiales; Apiaceae
Product: protein EXPRESSION OF TERPENOIDS 1
Exons: 2
Coding region: 187-1188 (333 amino acids)
Biological process (GO): positive regulation of DNA-templated transcription
Cellular component (GO): nucleus
Molecular function (GO): DNA-binding transcription factor activity; DNA binding
Source: RefSeq, a predicted model, not a curated record